CUUGCGGCGAGCAUCUUCACUUUCGACUUUUUGCAUUUCUGGACCAAACACGUCUUCCGUCAUCGCCGCGCGAAGGGCAAACCGUUGACUCACUGCAUUCGGCGAGAGAAGUUGCCAACCGCAGCCAAACAAGCUAGUUAACCCCGGAAACGAAAGGACAGCCAACGGAACAACACACCCUGCACCCCCGAUAUGGAUUACCAAGGCCCGACGGCGGCUGUGAGAGCGACAGUAGCAGCAGCACCAGCAGUACCCGCCGCCUCCGUCGGAUCAUCAAGGCUGGCUCAGAUGCAGAUGCGGUUCCAGCAGCGUCAGCAGCAAGAACGUGACCAGCGAAAGAUAGAACAGAUUGCAACGCGAACUACGGCAUCGACGACGACAGCGAUUGCAGCUUCCUCGUCCAACGGUCGCAUAAUCUCAACGACAACGAACGUAACGACGGCGGCCACGACGACGACGACUGCCAACAGCAGCGCGACAUCCGGCGGCGGUGCGGUCGCUGAGCUCGCCGACCGCCUCAACGCGACCACACUCUCGUCCAGUCUGGGCGCGGGCAAGGUACGCCAGAUGUUCGACGACCGCCGGCACGGACGUGUGGCCGGCAUUGACAAGAGCUACCCGCUGCAACCGAUCCAGACGAAAACGGGAACGGCCACGGGAGCAACGACGGCAGCGGCGGGCAUCACCAAUGGCAACCACUCGACCGGUGGCGGCGGCGGCGGCAGUAACAACAACAACGCCCCCAGUGGUGACGGUGCGAGGGACGGUUCCCUGGGACGGAGCGUCGUGACCAAGGGAGCCACGGGCCUGAACAACAAACCACGUGUCCCACCGAUCUCGGCCACCAGCCGCAACCGCUUGGUGCAGCAGCAAACCAAUCGGGCACAUAGCCUGCGUCAGGACGUCGUCAGUGGGAUGCAGCAGCAGAGCACGCGCAGCACCAGUAACGCUGGGGAGACCACCACCGACCACGGUGGCUUCGAUGACAACGAUAAUUUUCUCGAACUGGAAAAGCACCCAGACAUUGCGUUUGAUCUGGACGGCGACUCGGUUCAUGCUGCAGCCAACCACGUGAACAACAACGUCGUCGGGGACUAUUCGCACUCCAGCAGUGCUGCAAGAAUGGCAACGAACGUGAACAGUUUGAAGCUUAAGCCGGUACCGGGCCGAUCUGCGGCGUCGACGACUGCAACGCCAGCACGAAAUUCGUCGCUCAAAAAGCAGGCGUCGUCGAUUACGUCCAGCAUCACAUCGACCGCAACAUUACCACGCUCCGUUAAUGGAUCCGCCAAACUCGGCACCCAACGCGCACCUCCAGGCUCCAAAUCAAACGGUCCAUCGCGUGGUGUUUCCCAGGCCAGUCCCGCCAGCUCGGCCGGUUCGUUGCGCCGAAUUUCUUCGACCCCCGCGCCAAUGCACGCCACCACCCCUUCACAUCACAACGACGAUCUCGUACCGGAUGGGCUGACCCGCUGUGAAAUCUGCAGCCGCAACUUUGCCGACGACCGCAUCGAAAAGCAUCGACAAAUCUGCCAGAAAACAAAGGCCAAAAAGCGCAAGGUGUUCGACGUCACCAAACACCGGGUCCAGGGCACGGACGCGGAAUCAUACGUGCUGGUGAAAGGUGGCAAGAAAGGUGCCACCGGACCGCCGCGGAAGCAGUCUAGUCAGCUGAAUGGUACAGGCGGAACACAGGCGGGAACCGACGCCGGUAAGCAGAGCGGUUGGCGCAAGAAGCACGAAGAAUUCAUUGCCACGAUCCGGGCGGCCAAGGAACUGAAGGCGCACCUGGCUAAGGGUGGCAAGCUGUCCGACUUGCCACCGCCGCCGCCGUCCGAAAACCCGGACUACGUCCAGUGUCCGCACUGCUCGCGUCGUUUCAAUCAGACUGCCGCCGACCGCCACAUUCCGAAGUGUGCCACGAUGCUGCACAACAAACCGAAACCUAAACCGAAGGCUGCGGCAUCGCCACUCCGACGAUACUGAAUGUUCCCGAACAAGAAACGGGACCCCAACGUGCGGGGGGCCGUGUUUGUUUUUCCUAUCCGUCUAUUUUAUGAACGCUUUUUUUAACGCAACUUUACAAUUAAUGCCUUUUUCGCGACACGUUCUUCUGGGGGUCCCGGCGCAGGAGCUGACCCUGAAGCGUGGUGUUCGCUUCGGACAUAACAUAGUAUUCGGCUCGGAAUCGUGGUACGGGAUCGUUUCGUGUGCCGUCGAACGUUAAAUCUCAGCUCAGAAAUCGAGAACAAAACCGAAAAACACGAACCUGAAAGCUGGUAAAAACAUUCGCGAGAAGACAGCAGAGACGUAAAAUGGAACGAAAUCGAGAUAUGGCUGUGUAGCGGACACGAACGAUGUUCAAAUUGGUGUACUUGCGCAAAUUAAUAAA
Anopheles cruzii is the source of this 2392-nucleotide messenger RNA. RefSeq lists its product as uncharacterized. Lineage: Eukaryota; Metazoa; Arthropoda; Insecta; Diptera; Culicidae. The transcript has 6 exons. The record is from RefSeq and is a predicted model, not a curated record. The coding region runs from base 193 to 1986 and encodes 597 amino acids.